Budorcas taxicolor (takin) is the source of this 5361-nucleotide messenger RNA. RefSeq lists its product as uncharacterized. Gene Ontology annotation, molecular function: RNA-DNA hybrid ribonuclease activity; zinc ion binding; aspartic-type endopeptidase activity. Lineage: Eukaryota; Metazoa; Chordata; Mammalia; Artiodactyla; Bovidae. Gene Ontology annotation, biological process: proteolysis; virion assembly; DNA integration. The record is from RefSeq and is a predicted model, not a curated record.
AUGUUAAUAUAUGUGAAGGUUCCACAAGUUUCAUCGGGAGAAGCCCGGAGGAAGGCAGAGCCCUCAGCUCCUCCUAGGGAAGGGGGCCCCACCCAGGGAACUUGGGGAAGAACAAGGGAAGUGGCCAGCGCAGCGGAAGAAGAAGGCCCGGAAAUUCCCUCCUCCACUGUUCACGCGUUUCCGGUCCGGGCGGGGCCAGCCAGAGAGGGCGGGGAACGGACAUAUCAGUAUUGGCCCUUUUCCACUAGUGAUUUGUACAAUUGGAAAACUCAGACUCCCUCUUUCUCUGAAAAACCACAGAGUCUUAUUGAUUUUUUAGAAUCUAUCCUCUUUGCUCACAACCCCACUUGGGAUGAUAGUCAGCAACUGUUACAGGUGCUUUUCACUACAGAGGAGCAUGAGCGAAUCCUGUUAGAAGCUCGGAAGAAUGUGCCAGGGGUAGAUGGGAGGCCCACAAUACAGCCUAACCUCAUUGAGGAGGGGUUCCCCUUGGUGCAACCCCACUGGGACUCCGAAUGCACUGAAGGUAGGGAGCGUCUCCGAGUGUACCGUCAGACUCUCAUGGCUGGCCUUCGAGCGGCUGCCAGAAAGCCAACUAAUUUGGCCAAGGUAAAUUCAGUGAGGCAAGAGCCAAAUGAGAGCCCGGCAGCCUUCCUUGAAAGGAUAAUGGAAGCUUUUAGACAGUAUACUUCUGUGGACCCACAGGCAGAUGAGUCUCGAGCAGCAGUUAUGCUAGCAUUUGUGAAUCAGGCAGCCCCCGAUAUUAGGAGAAAGUUACAAAAGAUAGAGAGGCUGGGUGAACAGUCCCUGCAAGAUCUAGUGAGGGCAGCAGAGAGAGUUUUCAAUCAUAGAGAGACCCCAGAGGAGAGAGAGGACUGCAUUAGAAGGGAAGAAAGAAAAUUUAGAGCUGAAGAAAACCAUAAGAAUCAAAAAGAGCUGGCUCAGAUAUUUUUCGCCGGAGUUGAAAACAAAAAUAGGUUCCAAAAAGGGAAAAAGCUAGACUCAAGACUGAGGAAAAACCUGCAAGGCAUAAGCUUGAAAAAAAACCAAUGUGCGUUUUGUAAGGAGAUUGGACAUUGGAAAGAUAAAUGCCCCAAGAAAAACCUAAAAGAGGGGCCCCAAAAUCCCAAGAACGAGACUCCCUCUCUAGACAGUCAUAUCCUCUACGCGGGUGAGGAUAGUGACUAGGGGGAUCAGGGCUCGAUUCCCCUCCCCGAGUCCUGGGUAACUAUAAAUGUGGAGGGGAAAUCGGUUGGCUUCAUGGUGGAUAUGGGAGCUCAAUACUCAGUCUUAAACCAAAGAGAUGGACCCAUGUCUAAGAAAAGUAGCUGGGUGCAGGGAGCAACCGGAACUAAGCGAUAUGGAUGGACUACAAAGUGGCAUGUGAACUUGGGGGCCCACCAAGUGACCCAUUCCUUUCUGGUGAUACCUGAGUGUCCAGUACCCUUGCUGGGAAGAGAUUUACUGUCUAAAGUAAAUGCCCAAAUUCAUUUUGACCACGGGCAAGUGUCAGUUUUAGAUGGAACCGGGCAUCCUCUUCAGGUCUUGUCUCUGGCAUUAAAGGAUGAAUACAGACUGUACUUGCCAGAGGCCCCAGCGACAAUAAGUCCUGAAGUACAGCCAUGGGUUCAGAGAUACCCUCAGGCCUGGGCUGAAACAGCAGGAAUGGGACUGGCCAAACAGAGGCCCCCUAUUAUUGUGGAACUGAAAGUGAGUGCCACACCUGUGAGAGUGCGGCAGUAUCUCAUGAGUCAAGAGGCUCAGCAAGAAAUUACUCCUCACAUACAACGCCUCAUAGACGCUGGGGUCUUGAGAAAGUGCCAGUCCCCAUGGAACACUCCCCUGCUUCCCGUAAAGAAGCCUGGGGGAGCUGAUUUUAGACCGGUUCAAGACCUGCGAGAAGUCAACAAAUGGGUGAGUGAUAUUCAUCCUACGGUUCCUAACCCUUAUAUAUUGCUAAGCAGCUUGCCACCAAGCUACGUUUGGUAUACUGUUUUAGAUUUAAAAGAUGCCUUUUUCAGUCUGCCUCUUGCCCUUGCAAGCCAAGAGAUCUUCGCCUUCAAAUGGCAGGAAGACGGUGGUCAGACUCCUGUGCAGCUGACAUGGACUCGCUUACCACAGGGUUUCAAAAACUCACCCACGUUGUUUAACGAGGCCUUGGAUGAAGACCUCCUUGAGUAUCGGGUUAAACACCCUACCAUUGUUUUAUUACAAUAUGUUGAUGACCUUAUGCUGGCAGCGACUAUGGAAAAAGAGUGCCAAGAGGCAACAGGUGACCUUCUCCAAACCUUGGGGACUUUAGGUUACAGCAGUGCCAAAAAGGCCCAGAUUGCCAAGCAAGAGGUUACAUACCUCGGUUAUAAGAUAAAACAGGGCCAGAGGUGGCUAACACAGGCUAUGAAAGAAACCAUCCUCCAGAUCCCUGAGCCGGCCAACCCUAGACAAGUGAGAGAAUUUCUGGGAACGGUGGGAUAUUGCCGAUUAUGGAUCUUGGGGUUUGCAGAAAAGGCCAGGCCCCUGUAUGAAGGGACCAAAGAAAACAAAGACUGGAAAUGGACUGAGUCAAUGAAAACGGCCUUUCAGGAGCUCAGGCGUGCCUUGCUAGAAGCUCCUGCCCUUGCCCUUCCUGACCCAUCUAAGCCUUUCCAAUUAUUUAUAGAUGAAAAGCGAGGGAUAGGAAAAGGGGUACUAACACAGAAGUGGGGACCUUGGAAGCGUCCCACAGCUUACCUUUCCAAGAAAUUGGACCCAGUGGCAGCCGGAUGGCCACCUUGCCUCUGAAUCAUCGUGGCCACCACGCUCCUAGUCCAUGAUGCUGAUAAACUGACUUAUGGACAGAGACUCUUGGUCUACACUCCUCAUGCUAUAGAGAGAGUUCUGAAACAACCCCCAGGUAAAUGGAUUUCCAAUGCCCGCUUAACGCACUACCAGGCCCUGCUAUUUGACACCUCACAGAUUCAUUUUCAAAUGCCCUGCACUCUAAACCCAGCUACUCUUUUGCCCAAUCCAGAGAGGGAUAGCCCCCUCCACGAUUGCGAUGAGAUACUGGCCGGAGUAAUGGCAAUACGGAAGGACUUAACAGAUACGCCACUGGAUAACAGUGAGCUAAUAUGGUUUACAGAUGGAAGCAGUUAUGUAAAAGAUGGACAGAGAUGGGAGGGGGCCGCAGUGGUAGAUGAUUCUGGAUGACUGAUAUGGGCGGAGACUCUUUCCCCAGACACCUCAGCACAAAGAGCAGAGUUAAUUGCCCUGAUUCAAGCAUUAGAGAGAGCUAAAGGAAAAAGAAUAACUAUUUUUACUGACAGUCGCUAUGCUUUUGGCACGGUACAUAUCCAGGGCCCGAUAUAUCGGGAACGGGGGUUUUUGACAGCUGAAGGAAAAGAGAUUAAAAACUUGCCAGAAAUCCGUCCACUUCUGGAGGCUGUGCAGUUGCCUCGGGCUGUGUCAAUAGUACAUGUACCUGGACAUCAAAAAGGGGACAGCCCCACGGCACAAGGAAAUCGUGCCGCAGAUCUGGCAGCUCGAAAAGCGGCUGAUGAAGACUUUAUCGCUCCGUAUUCAUCCACAGACCUUGCCUGGAUCCAGGAACGUCCCAACCCCCAACAAGGAGAGGAUGGAUGGUACCGAGACUCCGAUGGUUACUUGAUACUCCCUGCUCAAUUGGGACGGCAACUGUGUGAGCAUCUACACUCGUCUACUCAUCUGGGAGAGAAAAAGACUCUUUUUCAAACUGUGCGCCUGUGAUUCCCCUGGCACCAAACAACUGUGAAGAACAUAGUGCAUGCUUGUAAGGCAUGUCAACAGAUGAGGCCAGGAAAGAGGCAACACGCAGGACUGAGGUAUCGGGGAGAAGGGCCAGGGCAGCACUGGGAAAUAGAUUUCACCGAGGUAAGGCCAGGCAAGUAUGGUUACCGGUACUUGUUAGUGUUGGUAGAUACCUUCUCAGGGUGGGUAGAAGCUUUUCCUACUAAGGGAGAAACUGCAAUGGUAGUGGCUAAAAAGAUUUUAGAAGAAAUAGUUCCCAGGUUUGGCCUGCCGGUGACUGUUGGCUCUGAUAAUGGACCUGCUUUUGUGAGCCAAAUAGUUCAGAGCCUUGCCCUAGCUCUGGGGACCAAAUGGAAAUUACAUUGUGAAUAUAGCCCACAGAGCUCGGGGAAAGUUAAAAGAAUGAAUCGGACCCUAAAAGAAACUUUAACUAAAUUGGCUAUAGAGACUGGCGGGGACUGGGUGACUCUCCUUCCCUUCGCCCUCUUUCGCGCACGUAAUACUCCUUAUCAGCUUAAUCUGACCCCAUUUGAAAUUCUGUAUGGGCGACCUCCCCCUGUAUGUCCAAUAUUUGAAGGAAAGAAACUUCCACCUCCUACUUUGGGACAAUUCCAAGAGGCUUUGAUGGCUUUGGGCAAAGUGCAUUCUCACGUCUGGAAACUGCUCCGGGAAAUACAUGAGGGUCAAAACAAGGGGACUAUCCCCUCAUAUAACAUCGGCCCCAGAGAUUGGGUGUGGGUCAAAAGGCACCACACCAAGGCACUAGAACCGAAAUGGAAGGGUCCUUAUGUUGUUCUUCUUACCACCCCAACUUCCCUAAAGGUCGACGGUAUCGGGCCUUGGGUGCACUGCCACCACGUACGCCCAGCUACUUCACCGGUGGUAAAUGUACCUGGGAAGAGGGGCUACCUCCAGAAUCAUGCAUUCUGGGCAUGUCCAGGUGCACCCAGGCACAACUGGAAGAUCUGUGGGGGGAUACAGGACUCUUAUUGUAAAUCUUGGGGCUGCGUAACUUCUAAUGAUGGGUCGGAGACUCCAGGGUAUAGACGGUGGGAUGUAGAAAAUCGGGACUUGCUUAACUUCUCAUUUGUAGGACCUGUACCUCCGUACUCCGAUUGGGAAAAGAAUCAUAACUUUGCCCAGGUGAAAAUAAGGUUUAACGUUGACAAAGCAAAAAAAGAGAAGGCCUGGGUCAAUGGGAUAUCAUGGGAACUUCAGACCAGAGAUGACCUGACUACUUAUAAUGAGAUCAUUGUUGUGAGUCAAGUUUUAGAACCGGUACAAAUGUAUAGUAUUGGUCCAAAUCCCGUUGAACAGGUCCAUGCAACUCUCUACCCGACAACCUCCCUACCUACAUCCCAGGGACCAACCAAAGACCCAGAGGCGGGCCCCCUUGCUAAACUUGGGCAAACAGAUCCACUAUGGAAAUUAGUAAAGGCAGCUUAUGCUACCUUAAAUCAAACCCAUCCUGAGGCAACUAAAUCCUGUUGGUUAUGUUACAACUUAAUUCCCCCUUAUUAUGAGGCAGUAGGCCUCAACUCCUCUUAUGACCUGGCCAACGGCACCGAUCCUCCCCAAUGUCGAUGGGGAGAAUGA